Molecule: messenger RNA, 1013 nt
Organism: Ochotona princeps (American pika)
Lineage: Eukaryota; Metazoa; Chordata; Mammalia; Lagomorpha; Ochotonidae
Gene: HACD1
Product: 3-hydroxyacyl-CoA dehydratase 1
Exons: 7
Coding region: 57-923 (288 amino acids)
Biological process (GO): fatty acid elongation; very long-chain fatty acid biosynthetic process; sphingolipid biosynthetic process
Cellular component (GO): endoplasmic reticulum membrane
Molecular function (GO): 3-hydroxyacyl-CoA dehydratase activity
Source: RefSeq, a predicted model, not a curated record
CUCCUCCCCCUCGCGGCGGCCGGGCCACCAGCGCAGAGUCCCCCUGCACGCGGCACAUGGGGCGGCUGACCGAGGCGGCAGCCACGGGCGGCGGCGCUGCAGCGGCGCACGCGGCGGGCCUCCCUCCCACUCCCCUGCCCCUGUCGUCCACGUCCCCCUGGUGCGUGGCCACCAUGGCGUCCAGCGAGGAGGACGGCACCAACGGCGGCGCCUCGGAGGCCAGCGAGGAGAAGGAGGCCACCGGCAAGAGGAGGCGCCGUGGCUGGUUGGCCACCAUCUGGCUCACCUUCUACAACAUCGCCAUGACCGCGGGGUGGUUGGUUCUGGCAAUUGCCAUGGUACGCUUUUAUAUGGAAAAAGGAACACACAGAGGUUUAUAUAAAAGUAUCCAGAAAACACUUAAAUUUUUCCAGACUUUUGCCUUGCUUGAGAUAGUCCACUGUUUAAUUGGAAUCGUACCCACUUCUGUGCUUGUGACUGGGGUCCAAGUGAGUUCAAGAAUCUUCAUGGUGUGGCUCAUUACUCACAGUAUAAAACCGAUCCAGAAUGAGGAGAGUGUGGUGCUUUUUCUGGUCUCGUGGACUGUGACAGAGAUCACUCGCUAUUCCUUCUACACAUUCAGUCUCCUCGACCACUUGCCAUACUUCAUUAAAUGGGCCAGAUAUAAUUUUUUUAUCAUCUUAUAUCCUGUCGGAGUUGCUGGUGAACUUCUUACAAUAUAUGCUGCCUUGCCAUAUGUGAAGAAAACAGGAAUGUAUUCAAUACGACUUCCCAACAAAUACAAUGUCUCUUUUGAUUACUACUAUUUUCUUCUUAUAACCAUGGCUUCAUAUAUACCACUGUUUCCACAACUCUACUUUCAUAUGUUACGACAAAGAAGAAAGGUGCUUCUUGGAGAGGUGAUUGUUGAAAAGGAUGAUUAAAGAUCCCUACAAACAAGGUGCUUUUUUCAGACUAACCAGGAUUACUUGAGUCCAAGUUUUAAUAGCAAGAAUAAAGAACUUCAUAAAGUA